AUGUCAUCACAAUCUGAUAAUGCUGAACCAAGUGAUAAUAAUAAUCCAUUUUACCUCCAUACUCUUCAAGGUCACCAAGGCUCAAUUUGUGUUUUGGCAGCAUCAGGGAAUAAUUUAGUUAGUAGCAGUCAUGAUUACAGCAUUAGAGCCUGGAAUAUAGUAACUGGUGAAAAUAUUUGGUGUGCACAAGGACAUACAGAAGAAGUUUAUUCCAUUGUAUUAGACAUUAGGAGGAAAAUAUGUAUCAGUAGAAGUGUGGAUGGAAUCAUAAAAUCUUGGAAUCUUGAAGAUGGCACCAAUAUCUGGACAUCAGGAGGAUCUUUGUGCCUUGAUCCUCAUAUUAUUAAACUUUAUCCCUUGAGUCUUUCCCAUGACAACCUUCUUUCAAUUUUUUCAAUUAGUGGACUUGACAUAUUGGACCUUAAAAAUGGAUCUUCUUCUAGACAUGUGUUACCAACAGAUGAUACUAUAAGUAUGGGUCCAAUAAGAUCCUUCCAUAUUGACUCAUGGAAAAUCUUAUUGGGGUCAAAUAUAUUACAAAUGUGUGAUAUAGGAUCACUGAAGAAGAUAAAUAAUUUAAGUGCAGGAACAUUUGGGAUAUGGUAUUAUUGUCAAUUAUAA
Molecule: messenger RNA, 621 nt
Organism: Entrophospora sp. SA101
Lineage: Eukaryota; Fungi; Glomeromycota; Glomeromycetes; Entrophosporales; Entrophosporaceae
Source: the annotation of a GenBank genome assembly